Molecule: messenger RNA, 711 nt
Organism: Trichoplax adhaerens
Lineage: Eukaryota; Metazoa; Placozoa; Uniplacotomia; Trichoplacea; Trichoplacidae
Exons: 5
Coding region: 1-711 (236 amino acids)
Molecular function (GO): Hsp90 protein binding; Hsp70 protein binding
Source: RefSeq, a predicted model, not a curated record
AUGGCUUCAUUAGCUAAUAAGAUCAAUUCUAAAUCACCAAAGAACAUACCAGCUGAAGGUUUCACUGUUAAAGCUGCGAUGAAAAAUAGCAAGGUUAAACCACCCCCGAUAUCAGGAGCUUAUAAGGAAAAAAGCUCAGUUCCAACAAAAUUUCGUAAAUAUUAUGAAAGAGGUGAUUUCCCCGUCUCUAUUGAACAUGAUGCUAAAGGCAAUAAAAUCGCGUGGAAGGUUGAGAUUGAAAAACUCGACUAUCAUCAUUAUCUUCCCUUAUUCUUUGAAGGCUUAUGUGAAACACAGCACCCUUACGAUUUCCUUGCUCGUCAGGGUAUUCACGAUAUGCUUGAGCAUGGAGGUGCAAAAGUCCUCCCAGUAAUUCCUCAACUUAUAAUUCCCAUCAAGCAUGCUUUAAAUACCAGAAAUCGAAAAGUCAUUUGCACUACAUUAAAAGCACUACUUCAUUUAGUAGAAUCUGGUGAUCUUGUUGGCGAAGCAUUGGUUCCCUACUACAGACAAAUUUUACCAAUGCUGAAUGCGUUCAAGAAUAGUAAUUUGAAUAUCGGUGAUGGCAUUGACUAUGGACAGCAAAAAAGGGAAAACAUUGGAGACUUAAUUAAUGAAACUUUAGAAGAAUUAGAAAAACGUGGAGGCUCGGAUGCUUAUAUUAAUAUUAAAUAUAUGGUACCAACAUAUGAAUCAUGCGUUCAAAACUAG